AAAGAUUUCAACAUGAUUUCAUAAUAAAGUGUGUUGACAAAGAGAAAAAUAUAUAUUGAUAUUGAAUCAUCUGUAAAUAUUAAAAUAAGCUUGUAUGAUUCAUAAUAAUGAGAGUUUUGGAACUAUAUAGUGGUAUUGGUGGAAUGCAUUAUGCUCUUCAAGAAAGUGGUAUUAACGGAGAUGUUGUUGCAGCAGUUGAUAUAAAUACUGUUGCAAACAGUAUAUACAGAUAUAAUUUUCCAAAUGUUUUACUUAUGAAUUGCAAUAUUCAGUCACUUUCUGCAAAACUGAUAAAUGACUUAAAUAUAGAUACUAUAUUAAUGAGUCCUCCAUGUCAACCUUACACAAGAGUUGGACUUCAGAGAGAUAUAUCGGAUAAUAGAUCAUCUUCGUUACUUCAUGUUCUUUCAUUGAUUCCACAAUUGAGAACAUUAAAGUAUAUAUUGCUUGAAAAUGUAAAAGGAUUUGAAAAGUCUGAAAUGAGAAAUGCAGUAUUAAAAUGUAUGAAUAUGUCUGGAUUCAAUUAUAAGGAACUAAUUCUAAGUCCUUGCCAAUUUGGUAUUCCAAAUACCAGAUAUAGAUAUUAUUUAUUGGCUAAGAGGAAGGAUUCUGAAUUUUGCUUUGAUCACUGUAUAUUAAAUUUUAAUCUACCAGAAGCUGUUUUAAAGGCCUUACCAGGAAGUAAACAUAAUUUAUUAUUAGAAGGUGCUAAAACAGAUAAGAAUUGCUACAAAUUAGAAAAUAUUUUAGAAAAUGUUGAAAAGUCACAGUAUUUAAUUCCUAGAAAGUUGUUACAAAAGAGAGCUUGGUUGUUUGAUAUAAGAACAUCUCAAAGCGAUGGUUCUUGUUGUUUUACAAAAGCUUAUAGUCAUUAUGCAGAAGGAACAGGCUCUGUAUAUUCUCCAUAUACAGAAGAAACAAUCCAACAGAUAUUUUUAGAAGCAAAUAAGUAUGGCAAGCAAUCAUUAGAAGCAUCAGAAGUUUUACAAAAAUUAAUGUUACGAUAUUUUACACCUAGAGAAGUGUCUAGAUUAAUGUGUUUUCCUGAAGAAUUUAAAUUUCCAGAACAUAUAACAUGUAAGCAAAGAUACAGACUUUUGGGAAAUUCAAUUAAUGUAUAUGUAGUUAGUAGAUUAAUAUUUUUAUUAUAUACUGAGAAAAAAAUUACAUGACAUUCACAGAAAUAUAUUUUAUAUAUAUUUUUAAUAAAGAAAAUGUUUUAUAUUCCAAAA
Molecule: messenger RNA, 1232 nt
Organism: Bombus pyrosoma
Lineage: Eukaryota; Metazoa; Arthropoda; Insecta; Hymenoptera; Apidae
Gene: Mt2
Product: tRNA (cytosine(38)-C(5))-methyltransferase
Exons: 2
Coding region: 108-1172 (354 amino acids)
Molecular function (GO): methyltransferase activity
Source: RefSeq, a predicted model, not a curated record